This is a messenger RNA of Bursaphelenchus okinawaensis, 1071 nucleotides long. The record is from the annotation of a GenBank genome assembly. NCBI's taxonomy places the organism in Eukaryota, Metazoa, Nematoda, Chromadorea, Rhabditida, Aphelenchoididae.
AUGCGGCCAAAGGGCCUGAACUUGAGGCUACUACUUGUGUUGCCGUACAUGCUCUUAAUCGCGACAGGAAGUGAUGUGUUUUGUGGAAAUCUGACCGUCUUCAAACAGAAAUGGUUCUCCAAAGAUGCUCAAACUCUCGCGGCUCAGAAGGCCAACGACCUAAAGCAAUGUCUGGAUGCCUGCUGUGCCAUACAAGGUAAGAUUACAUGUUUACGACACUCUAAUGUUGGCAUUAGCGCCGACGAAAACAGAAAUCUUUUGGAAAAAGUGAAAUUUUGUGAAAUUUGAGAUUAUAAUGUAGGGGAGAAAGACUUGUUGCGACAGUUUUUUGUCGAGUCAACUGUUGCUCUUCUUCAGGGAAUUGAUGGAAUUCUGUAAAAUGAUGUCUUCCUGAACCAAAAACGAGAUUACAGACAUUUGUAGCUAAUGAAAAAUAUUCUUAAUAUGUGGAUCUAUGCCCUUCUUUUUCAUAUUGCGGUAUAUUCAUAGAAAAAGCUUAAUUUUAACGGUUUUAGUGUGCAAUGCCCUCACUUUUAUGGGGUUUCUGGGUAAUUCGUCCUCGGUUCCGGCUGCCAAUUGUGUCCUCUUCCAAUGUUCGGACAAUUGCGUGGCUGUAGAUGAACAUGAAGCCGCUGAAGGAGUUAUCAGUGUUCAGAUCAAGCGGAAACCAGAGGUUAUCAGUCAGAAGGUAAGUCUUUACAUUAAGUUUGUUAUUUUGACUAAAACAAUGUCUUUUCGAAUUCUAAAAGUUGGAACGGUCUAAAAGGCACCUAUUAUGUUCUGACAUGGUUUUAUGUGUGUUACAAGGUAGAGUCUACUUUGUUUUUGAACAGAAAAUGUCUACAAUAGACUGUUAAUCGAGUUAGGGUUUACAAAACUGAUGUUAAUGUAGUUUUUCUCUCUGUACUCUCUCUUUAUUUUACCACAUCUCGCUAAUUAGGUAUAGUGAAAGUAACGGCUAGCCCUAAGUAAGUAGAUUGUAAAGGUUCAAAGAGCGUAAACAGAAGAAGGGAACAAUCUUCUACAAUAUUAAUAUAGAACAAGUCUAACCAAUAUGGCCAGAAAAGUUAG